Messenger RNA from Xyrauchen texanus (razorback sucker), 2749 nucleotides. Its product is annotated as histone H4 transcription factor-like. Gene Ontology annotation, biological process: anatomical structure development; regulation of transcription by RNA polymerase II. The record is from RefSeq and is a predicted model, not a curated record. The transcript is spliced from 10 exons. Gene Ontology annotation, molecular function: DNA-binding transcription factor activity, RNA polymerase II-specific; RNA polymerase II cis-regulatory region sequence-specific DNA binding. The coding region runs from base 151 to 1626 and encodes 491 amino acids. NCBI's taxonomy places the organism in Eukaryota, Metazoa, Chordata, Actinopteri, Cypriniformes, Catostomidae.
GUGUAAUUUGACUGGUUGAGAUUUGAAGAGACGGCGCAAAGGUGAUUUCUGAUUGGUUUAGUUGUUUCGUGCGAUGAAGUAAGGAAAUGUUAGAAGUAUCGUCAAAAGAGUUCUGGAGGACCACACACAGCGCUUUACAUUUAGUGGUGCAUGAUGCCCUCCUCCGGCAAGCGCGCCCCGCGUAGAGAGGAGCUGCUGCUGGAACUGGCGUGCGAGUGGGGCUCGUGUCAGGAGACUUUUGAAAGGAUGCAGGAGUUCUGCCAGCAUGUGGAGCAACAUUAUAAAGCUACAGUAGAAUGUGAGAACUCGGAUUUACCAGAAGAGGAGCAUAACUGUCUGUGGCGAGCCUGUGGCUUCUGCUCAGUGGAAGGUGAUGGGGAGCUUCUUAGACAUAUGUUCUUCCAUUGUUACCACACCAAGUUGAAGCAGUGGGGAAUUGCUAUACUCAAGGGCCACAGCGAAAUGGGCACCUGCUCGGUCGGCCUCCACACCUGCAACAUUGUUCCUGAGGUCCAAGAGAACUUCCUCUGUCUUUGGGAGCACUGCGAGAUGUCUAUGGAUAAUCCAGAGUGGUUUUACAGACAUGUAGAGAUGCAUGCCCACUGUCUCGAAGCUAAUGAAGAGAGUGUGUUGUUCUGUGGCUGGAAAGAUUGUGAGGCCUCUUUCAAGGGCAGGUUUAAGUUGCGAGAGCACAUGCGUAGUCACACGCAGGAAAAGCUGGUGGCAUGUCCUACCUGCGGAGGAAUGUUUGCCAACAACACCAAGUUCUUUGACCACAUUCGACGACAGACCUCCAUAGAAGGUCAAAGAUUUCAAUGUUCUCAUUGCUCUAAACGUUUUGCCACUGAGAGGCUGCUGAGAGACCACAUGAGGAACCAUGUUAACCAUUAUAAAUGUCCACUGUGUGAUAUGACCUGUCCAUCACCCUCCUCACUGAGAAACCACAUAAAGUUUCGCCAUUCCAACGAGAAGCCCUACAGCUGUGACUACUGCGAGUACAGCUGUAAAAACCUGAUAGACCUGCGGAAGCAUUUAGACACACACAGCAGUGAGCCAGCAUAUCGAUGCGACUUCCCUGACUGUAACUACUCCACCCGCUCUCUUUACUCAAUCAAGAACCACUACAAACGCAUUCAUGAGGGAGAUUACACUCCUCGCUAUAAGUGCCACGUGUGUGAGCAGUGUUUCACCCGGGGGAACAAUCUCACUGCCCACCUACGCAAGAAACAUCAGUUCAAAUGGCCCUCAGGACACCCCAGAUUCAGAUAUAAAGCGCAUGAAGAUGGGUUUAUGCGACUGCAGCUAAUCCGUUAUGAGAGUGUGGAGCUGACAGAGCAGCUGAUGCGGGAGCGGCAGGGGGAGGGGGACAGCAGUGAGUCCACCCCACGGGACCUCCAGCCUGGUGAAGAACCGGAGGAGACUGGGCCCGUCAGCACCAUGGGUGGAAAUACAGAGGCAGGAAUAAGAAAAGCAGCAGCAGAGGACUGCAGGACACAGGGAAAUGGAGAAAGUGUGCUCCUGGUAUUGACAGCAGGAACAUCCUCAGAGACUGACUCUACAAGGGAGGAGUCAGUGAUGCGUCAACUGCAGGACACCGCCCAACAGUUGGGCAUGGAGGUGGUCUAACUCCGCCUCUGAUUAUUGGAAUUCCCUAAUACUGCUAUAUCAGACAUUAGAAAGACGUUAGGACAUGCCUACUAACUCUUUGAUGAAAUUCACUUUACUAUGAAACUAACAGGGGACCAAAGCUGGGCUUGAGUGUUCUAGGAUUUUGUCAUGCUGAGUGAGAUCCAUAAACCCAACACUGAACAGAAAAGAUGAAUUUCUAAAUUGCAAGUUGGCUCUGGUGAUGUACUUGAGUUUGUGUGUGUGUGUUUGUGUGUGUGUUUGUGUGUGUGUGAGAGAGAGAGAGAGAGAGAGAUAGGAAAUCUGUUUAAUCCUACUGAAAAAUGUAAUCAGCUUUGUUUGACUCUCCUGGUUUAGUCUUAAGCCUCAGUGACACUUGACUUCAAGUACGCUAACUUAUUUCCGACAUCGCAACGAACCAGGAUUUGUCAUGCUUGAGGGCUUCUUGUUUAAUAAAUAAAUAAUAAGUCACAAAUAAUAAUAUAUUAUAAAUGUUAUAAUAUACCCUCUAUUCACUUUCCAGCAACAAUAGAAACAUGCAGCUUUAAAAUAUGUAUUCUUUGAAUUGAGCUAAGUGGUAAGGGUCCAAAAUUGUAAUCUUUUAUUCGUCAUACAUCUUCUCGUCAUCCAAAUUCGCAAGUUAGAAUUUGCUAAACUUUUGCUUGAACGUUUCUCCAUGAGCUUGCAUUACCGAUCUCGCACGUUCUGCAUUUAAAUGGGAGUGAAUAGAGCUCGAAGUCUAGUCUGACCGCCCCUGAAGGGAGGACUAGUUUCAGUAUAGUAUAGUUUUAUACAAGAAGACUAUUUUCUCUUGUUUUAAAGGUUUAAUUGGAAGUGCACUUGAACUACUGUUUAAUUUAUUUUUCAACUUUUUUUAUUGACCGCAGUUUAUGGUCAUGCCAAUCUGUUGAUGUUUCCAUUUCUAUAGUAUAUUUAAAAUGGAUUCAUGGGUUUUUUGUCUCCUUUAAAAUAGUUUUGGCCUCCAUUAAGAUAAGUCUCUUACAGAAGACUUUUGUUGUUCGUCAUUGAGUCUUAAUAAUUUAAUUGAGAAGGAAGAAUUCAUUUAAAGCAACCCGACUCACAUGAAUGGCCUAAUUUGAUUUGUAAUAAACAAUGAUAUUCA